Messenger RNA from Echinococcus granulosus, 1521 nucleotides. Its product is annotated as Stromal interaction molecule. The coding region runs from base 1 to 1521 and encodes 506 amino acids. The record is from RefSeq and is a predicted model, not a curated record. Gene Ontology annotation, molecular function: calcium ion binding; calcium channel regulator activity. Gene Ontology annotation, cellular component: plasma membrane; endoplasmic reticulum. Gene Ontology annotation, biological process: store-operated calcium entry; intracellular calcium ion homeostasis; activation of store-operated calcium channel activity. NCBI's taxonomy places the organism in Eukaryota, Metazoa, Platyhelminthes, Cestoda, Cyclophyllidea, Taeniidae. The transcript is spliced from 7 exons.
AUGAAGUUUCUCACUGAUGAACUCGGGAUUAAGAACUCCCUUCAUCGUCGGAAACUGUCCCUUAAAGCCAUGGAUCUAAUUCUUUUCGGUCCCCCCAAAAAAAACCUCUCCACCGUGGCCGCAGCUAGUAGUCUCCUUGUCCACCUCAGCAAGGAUAUGCCCCUCUUCUCGACACUGGUUGUCGCAAUUGCAUUUAUUAUCACUCUCAUAGGACUCAAUCGCCACUAUACCCAGCGUCUGCGUAGCGCCACUUUUGGCAACUAUGAUAGGCUCUCUCGGGCUGAACAAACUCUUCAAGAGCUGCAGCAGGAAUUACUGGGCUUGAAGGAAGCUGAAUCUUCAGUGUGUACUAACAGCAGGAUGGCUACGGGUCGUUCAGUUCAAAUCGACGAUGAAACCCUCUUCCACCACUCUGACUCGGGCCGUAGUUCGGAGCAUAUGUCUAUUCUCUCGGCUAAGCAUAGCAGAACGGAGCCACCGACCCGCAAGCCCAGUGAAUCGUCCUUCUUCCCUCGAAGGACUGUGGCCGAAUCUCAGAUCUGUAGUGGGCAGUGGUCAGCCUCACCAAUGCUACCCGCACAUGCUUCAUUCUAUAUCGGUGGGUCGGAGCGACUUUCGGCUGCGUCGGUAGCCGCCGCCGCUGCUCUUGCCGCUAAGCGUCCCAUCGAGGCACCCAUAACAGAACUAGCCCUUCUUCUUCAAAUGACUCAUGAAUUAGAAUUGAGGCAUUACUGGGAGAAGCGUUCUGCUGCUGCCAAACAGCUUAUGGCUGCCAAAGAGGCUUGUGAUCGCGUGCGAAGGAAACGCUCCUCGCUUGUGGGCUCGGUCCGGCUUAUACAUUCGGAUAAUUUGGACGAUGUCGAUUCGAAAUUAAACGCUGCUCGACGAGUUCUCGAAAACGUCACGGCAGACAUGCAAGAGCGGAAGCAUCGCUGGAGUCGAAUUGAGGAUCUAACAGGCCUGAUUUUGCAGCAGCCCGCAGACCUUAAUGCCUUGCUAACCGCUCUAGGCUACGAUAAACCCAGGUGCCAUCCCGGCGGUGAAGGCAAUAACAAUAGCAUUCGUCUCUUCGAUCUUUCUACCGACUUUUCGUUCUUUACUGGUGAGGAUUUCGUGGAUGACCAACCAAGCUCGUGCACUCGUCCUAGCGAUGAGGAAUGCAACAAGGCCACUUUGGAUUGGCAAAACAGAAGUAUGUUUCAGGAUCUGCCAUCCAAACCCCGCUUCGAUACACCCUCCACCGACAACUUCCAGUACCCUCACUCCGACACAAGAAACGAGCCCAAUGCAAUAUCGAAGGAGAACGCCGCCGGCCUACUAAUACAACCACCCCUACCAAGAAACUACUCCUUCGUUCGUCCGUUUGCCGCGCUGUGGCGUCGCAAAGCCAAGUCCCACCAGAUUCAAGGCUGUUACAGCCCACCACAGAGCCUUUCUCCAGUCAAACCGCAACUUAGUUUGGAUCCGGGAUCAGGCCACCUGAAUUAUGACGGAUAUCACAGAAACCCCUCCAUAUCUUAA